AUGAAGUUCAUCACGGCGACAAUCUGUUUCCUAGCAGCCAGUGCCGUCGCACUGCAAGAUCCACGUGCGCCAGUUGACAACAUCCUGCCCCGAGCUGAGGCUGCAUCCUCAACCGCCAAGGCCAAGGCCAAGGCAACAGGCGCCGCAGCUGGCGCGAAGGCAUCGGGCGCAAAGGCACCGGCCGCAAAGGCAACCGGGCCGUCAAGAGCAGCCAGUGCAGGCGCUGCAAAGGCAACAGGCGCGGCCAAGGGCAAGGGCAAGGCCAAGGGCAAGGCCAAUGCUGGAGCCCAGGCUGGAGGAAAAGGGAAGGGCAAGAAGGGCAAGAAGGCAAAGAACGAUGCCUAG
Diaporthe batatas is the source of this 345-nucleotide messenger RNA. RefSeq lists its product as uncharacterized. The transcript has a single exon. Bases 1 to 345 code for a protein of 114 amino acids. The record is from RefSeq and is a predicted model, not a curated record. Lineage: Eukaryota; Fungi; Ascomycota; Sordariomycetes; Diaporthales; Diaporthaceae.